This is a messenger RNA of Marmota flaviventris (yellow-bellied marmot), 2814 nucleotides long. It is a transcript of the gene Selp, whose product is annotated as selectin P. Gene Ontology annotation, cellular component: membrane. Lineage: Eukaryota; Metazoa; Chordata; Mammalia; Rodentia; Sciuridae. The record is from RefSeq and is a predicted model, not a curated record. Gene Ontology annotation, biological process: cell adhesion.
GAGGGAAGGCAGCAAGACUAUAAGAAGUGUGGGCUGGACAGGAGGCAGAAAGCCAGCAGAGCCGCAGAGGAGAUGGCCAGCUGCCUAAAAGCCAUCUGGAUCCUGAGAUCUCAGAGAGUGGUCUUUGGAGCUGCCCAACUCCUCUGGUUCGGUGCUUUGAUCUCUGAGCUAACAAACCAGAAGGAAGUGACAGCGUGGACCUAUAAUUACAGUAUAAAAGCAUACCCGUGGAAUUACUCCCGGGCAUUCUGCCAGAAACACUUCACAGAUUUAGUGGCCAUCCAGAAUAAAAAUGAAAUUGCUCAUCUCAAUGAAGUCAUACCCUACUACAGCUCUUACUACUGGAUUGGGAUCAGAAAGAUCAAUAAUAAGUGGACCUGGGUGGGAACCAAGAAGGCUCUCACGGAGGAGGCCGAGAACUGGGCUGACAACGAGCCCAACAACAAGAGGAACAACCAGGACUGCGUGGAGAUAUAUAUCAAGAGUCUGUCGGCCCCUGGCAAAUGGAAUGAUGAGCCCUGCGGGAAAAGAAAGCGGGCCCUGUGCUACACAGCCUCCUGCCACGACAUGUCCUGCAGCAAACAGGGAGACUGCAUCGAGACUAUCGGGAACUACACCUGCUCCUGCCACCCUGGGUUCCAUGGGCCAGAGUGUGAAUAUGUUAGAGAGUGUGGAGAAUUCGGCCUCCCUCAACACGUGUUCAUGAACUGCAGCCACCCUCUGGGAAACUUCUCUUUCAACUCACAGUGCACGCUCCACUGUGCUGAAGGGUACGAACUGAAUGGACCCAGCCAGCUGAAGUGUUUGGCUUCUGGAAUCUGGACACAGAAGCCCCCACAGUGUGUAGCUGUGCAGUGUCAGCACCUGGAAGCCCCUGACAACGGAACCAUGGACUGCGUGCAUCCACUCGCUGCCUUUGCCUAUGGCUCCCGCUGUACAUUUGAGUGCCAACCUGGCUAUCGAAUAAGGGGCCUGGACACACUCCGCUGCAUUGGCCCUGGCCAGUGGACUGCGCCCUUACCGACCUGUGAAGCCCUUGCAUGUGAGCCACUGGAGAGUCCUGACCAUGGGAGCAUGGAGUGCUCCCCAUCCUCAAGAGCCUUUCAGUACAACUCCAGCUGUAGCUUCCAUUGCGCGGAGGGUUUCCUGCUGAGAGGAGCUGAUGUGGUUCGGUGUGCUGACUUGGGACAGUGGACAGCACCAGCCCCUGUGUGUCAAGCUGUGCAAUGCCAAGACCUUCCAGCUCCCCGCAGGGCCCAGGUGAACUGCUCCCACCCCUCCGGAAGCUUCAGAUACCAGUCAGUCUGCAGCUUCACCUGUGAAGAAGGCUGGCUCCUGGUGGGAGAAGGCGAGCUGCGGUGCUUGGCCACUGGGCACUGGAGUGCUGCUCCCCCAGAAUGCCAAGCCGUUACUUGCUCACAUCUGCUGAGCCCUCAGAAUGGAACAAUGACCUGUACCCGACCUUUUGGAGAGUCCAGUUAUAAAGCCACCUGCCAGUUCAUCUGUGACGAGGGAUUUUCUUUAUCUGGACCUGAAAGGUUGGAUUGUACUCCAUCUGGACAGUGGACAGGCUCCCCGCCAAGGUGUGAAGGUGUAGCGUCAGUUUCUACCUCCAAGGUUCGAUGCCCAGCCCUUGUUGCUUCUGGGCAGGGAACAAUGACCUGCAGACAUCCUGGGGAAACCUUUGGCUUGGAUACCACUUGCUACUUUGGAUGCAAAGCUGGAUUCACCCUCACAGGAGACAGCACCCUCAAGUGCAAGCCUUCAGGACAAUGGACAGCAGUAACCCCAGCCUGCAGAGCCAUCAAAUGCUCAGAACUGCAUAUCAACAAGCCAACAGUGAUGAACUGUUCCAACCCCUGGGGGAAUUUCAGCUAUGGGUCAACCUGCACCUUCCAUUGUCCAGAGGGUCAUUUACUUAAUGGCUCUGCCAGAGCAGCAUGCCAAGAGAAUGGACACUGGUCAGCUACCACACCAACUUGCCAAGAGGGGCCGUUGACUGUCCAGGAGGCCCUGACUUACUUUGGUGGAGCUGUGGCUUCUACAAUAGGUCUGGUCAUGGGUGGGACACUCUUGGCUCUGCUGAGAAAGCGUCUCAUAAAGAAAGAUGACGGGAAAUGCCCCCUGAACCCUCAAAGCCACCUAGGAACAUACGGAGUUUUUACAAAUGCUGCAUUUGACCCGAACCCUUAAGAGGCCUAUCUCCCAACCUCUCAGGAUCCUAGUUGGUGAACAUGGAGCUUCCUGCUAAACUUGACUUUAACUGUAGCACAAUUGUGGCAGUUUUCUGUAAACCCCUGGAUAAGGGCAUGGACUCUCCUUUAGACCAACUCUGGACCAGAGCAGAGGACUGUGCCAUGUUCUGACCUCCCCACCCCCCACUUCCUGCUCCACCUCUGCUCUUCCUCCAACACAAGCUGCUGACGCCAAGAGCCAAUGUUUGUGCUGUGGUCUGUGGACUUGAACAUGGCUGUCACUGGAAAUACCAGCUAAUUAAAGAGACCAGAGUAUUUGACUCACCAGGAGACCAGACUGGAGAAAUGAAAAUACCCCUUUAUUUGGGGGUUAUGGAAGGCUUCUCUGCAGUGUUGGAAGCCAGGCACAUCUCUGACUUAAGGAAACCCCAGCAGGAUCUCCCAGAAACUCCAGUGGUUGCUGUCAAUGAGGAGCCUUAGACCUCUGCUGCUGAGGUUUCCAGAGAAACCUGGGAUGGUACCCAAGGCUAAGAAGACCAAGAAUCAGAACAGGAAGCUCCAUCUCACUGUAGAUCUUAUCAAAGGACCCAAAGACCAAUUAAAUGGAUUUGCCCCCAAA